Molecule: messenger RNA, 869 nt
Organism: Diorhabda sublineata
Lineage: Eukaryota; Metazoa; Arthropoda; Insecta; Coleoptera; Chrysomelidae
Gene: Polr3H
Product: DNA-directed RNA polymerase III subunit RPC8
Exons: 3
Coding region: 131-736 (201 amino acids)
Biological process (GO): transcription initiation at RNA polymerase III promoter; DNA-templated transcription
Cellular component (GO): RNA polymerase III complex
Molecular function (GO): DNA-directed RNA polymerase activity; DNA binding
Source: RefSeq, a predicted model, not a curated record
GAAGAAUUUACUAACCAAUCAUAAUUUGUUAGUAUGUUAACUGAAUUUCACGGUUUUACGUAUAGACGUUGAUGAAUUUACUUAAUGUUGAUAACAGCCACAUAAUUGAAAUUAUUUGUUAUUAUAAAAAAUGUUUAUCUUAGCAGAAAUGAAAAAUGUUACUAGAAUUCCACCGGAGCUGUUUAAUUUAAAAUUAAAUGAUGCUAUAGCUAGUGAAUUGAAUAAAAAGCUUGCUAAUAAAGUUGUACUUAAUGUUGGACUGUGUAUUGCCCUUUAUGAUAUAAUAAACCUUAAAGAGUCUUUUAUAUUUCCUGGUGAUGGAGCCUCCCAUACAAGAGUUAAUUUUCGCUUUAUAGUAUUCAGACCUUUCAUAGAAGAAGUUUUAAUCGGAAAAAUAAGGAGUUGUAGUCAAGAAGGAGUACAUGUAACUUUAGGUUUUUUUGAAGACAUUAUAAUUCCUCCGACAGCAUUGCAGCAUCCUUCAAAAUUUAAUGAAACUGAACAAGCAUGGGUUUGGGAGUAUAACACAGCAGAUGGUAGUAAACAUGAUCUUUUCAUGGAUGCUGGAGAAACUAUAAGAUUUAGGGUUACAGCUGAGGUAUUCAACGAAACAUGCCCCACCGGUCCAAAUAUAAUACAGGAAGGACAAGAAAAUUCUGAAAAUAAAAUACCAUACAUGUUAACUGGAAGUAUCAAUGAACCUGGAUUAGGUUUGCUAAGUUGGUGGGAUAAUUGAUUUUUUAUUUAUUUUAUUCUGUUUUUUGAGAAAAAUUUAUUGUAAAUAUUAUAAAUAAGUAUGUUCAAUGUGCUCAGAUUUCAAAGAAUAAGUGGAAUGUAUGGAAUGAGAAAAAUUAUUAUUGUUUUUAGAA